UUGUGGUUCUCGAAUUUCUUCGAGGUCUACCUUUCUCCCACUAGAAAUAGCAGAGAGAAACUCCUUCUCAAGGAAGGUUCCGUUCCGAGCAACAAAGAUUUUGUUAUCGGUCGGAUGAUAGAACUCAUACCCUUUCGUUUCCUUAGGGUAUCCCACAAAUUUACACCUGUCAGAUUUGGAAUCUAGCUUACCAGACGUCAUGAGGCGUCUAACGUAAACAUCACAACCCCAAAUCCUCAAAAUUAGAGGGGACAACUACUCACCUCUAAAUGAAGGGGUUGAUAGACCGAUGGAACGAGAUGAACAAACGGUUGACAAUGUUGAACGACGAAUGGUUUCUCGUGGACACCUCCUUCCCCUCUCCCCUUCCUUCCUCCUCGUCUCAAUGCCGGAACACCGCGUUUGCUACUGCUGCUUGGCCGAAUACAAUGGAGAAGAUGAGAGAGUGGGGGAGUUAUGGAGUGGGGGGUUACAAAAUGUGGUAGUGAAAUGGAGGGUGAAGGGGCUUAUAUUAAAAAAAGGAGUAAUGAAGAGUAAUGAUGAGGAAUGAAUAUGGGGAGAGGAA
This is a messenger RNA of Cuscuta campestris, 565 nucleotides long. The record is from the annotation of a GenBank genome assembly. Lineage: Eukaryota; Viridiplantae; Streptophyta; Magnoliopsida; Solanales; Convolvulaceae.